AUGAAUUUAACAUAAUUAGAGUCCAUCUUUCAAUCAUUUAACACUUAUAAAACGCCUCCUUCUUAAUGGACAAUAGAUCAAAUACGGAAUUUUUGUGAUCAUCACAAACUAGAAUGGGCCAAAGAUAUUUUAAGAAUUCAUAAUAAUAAACAAUUAAAUGUCGAUCAUUUACUUUUAAAUAAUGUACUUGGUGCUAAACAGAAAAGACAUCAUGAUAAAGUCCAAGAUAAAAUAUCAAUUUUAGAAGCAUAAGGGUUGCAGAGUGAUGUUAUAAGGGAAGUUUGUUUGGCGAAUUAAUUCUUUUAUCGAAAUUUUAGCGAUAAAAACAUUCAAUAUCAAAUCAUUAAAUUAAAGUUAUGGUCUUUCAUACUUAAUAUGUAUGAAGCCAAUCGGCAAUCACUUAAAAGAUUGUAAGGAUUACAUAGAAGUAAAAUAUGCACAAGAGGAAAAUGCUGUCGAUGUUCUGGACCAGAAGGAAAAUGCACUUGUGAAUUGCUAUAAGAAAUUCUUCAGCAAAUCAAUUGCUAUACAAAGUAAAUAUUUAUAGCGGACAAAACAAUUGAACAUAGAAGAAAUAAUGACAUCUAUAUAAAAUCAAAUCUCAUCAAACUUUUAUUCACUAAUACAUAAUAUUUACCUAAAGAAUCUCCUCUUUUUUGGGAUGUUGAUUAAGUAAGUGUUCUACUAAAGAUUGUUAAAUUGGAAUGCUUAGAUUAACUUUUUAGAUAAAACUUAAUUGAUGGAUUUGUGAUUUCAGUUUUGGGAAAAUGCCCAUUCACAGAAACUAGUCAAUUGCUCAAACUGUUUGAUUUCAAUUUAUCAAAUAAUACAAAAAUUCAAAAUGUUAGAUUGCAGACGCAUUCUAAACUGACUUAACUAUAAAAAUAUACCUAUAUUCAAAAUGUGUUUUUAAUGUUGUUUUAUUUAGCCAACACAUUAAAUCAAACUAUUUAUAAUUGCUUAGAAAUUGAUCAAUUUUAAACAGAGGGAUAAUAAAUUAGCCACUUUGAUUAUUAUGAUUUAUUCUAUUUUAAAGCAAAAUGUCCAUAAAUCUGGAAGAAAUCUCCAGAUAAAAAAGCCUAAACCUCAGAUUCCUUGGAAACUUUUAAGGUCUUCAAUUUAGAAGAUGGCCGUCACGAAUCAAUUGCCAUAGAUGCUUUUAGAUCCAAUUCUGUCAAUCAUGUUAAACCAAAUGUUGAUCAUUAGAAAAUACAAAAGGCUUCAUCUGGAAUUGAAAGCAGCGUACGCCAAAGAUAGGAUCUCAUAUAUUGCUAGAAAGAGUUGGAAUAGAGGGCUUAAAAUAUUUCAAUUGGUGAUGCAGUUACUACUGAAACUACUACUACUGAAGCUACUCCUUUAAUUGAUUCUUCCAAAAGUUCAGCUGAUAACUAGAAAAAUAUGUAAGAGUCUGUAUAUUUUCCAUAAAAUUAAGAAAUGCAAGAAAGUGUUUAUUUCUAAGUGCCCUAAUAACAAUAAAUGCAAGAGUCUGUUUAUUUUCCAUAACAAGAUGUUAAGCCUAUGUAAGAAUCUGUAAUUUUCCCAUAAAAUGAGCAAAGAUAAAUGCAAGAUUCGGUUUACUUUAUUCCUCACUAAUAGUAAAUGAAAGAGUCGGUUUACUUUCCGUAAUAAGAAAAGCAAGAAAAAUAGCUGGAAGGAUCUGUUUAUUUUUCUAAUAAAAUGUAAGCUUCCGUAGCCUUUCCUCAAAAUUAAACGCAAUAAAUGCAAUAAUCAGUUAUAUUUUAAGAUCCAAAUAAAAAUGAUUUAGGAUAAUCAGAGAUGAUAGGCCAAUCAGUAAUGAUGGGAUAAUCUAUAUUUAUUAAUAAUAAUAAUAAUAACAAUAGUAAUAAUAACAAUAAUAAUAAUAAUAAUAAUAAUAACAAUAAUAGUAAUAAUAAUAAUAAAGUUCAAGACCCUUUUAACAAAUCGAUAAAUAUUGAACACAUUAUUAAUGAAGUCUAAUAAGAUAAGAAAGUAUAGGAAUUUAACUAAAAGUCAAAGGAUACAAAGAAGGAAGAAAUAUAAAAUAGAACACCAACAAGAUAGAAAAGAAUACGAUUAAUUACAUCUAUUGAAUAAGCAACUUUGUAAAGUGUUAUAAUGAAUCCAUUUAUUCUAAAUGUUAGUCAUCAAAUGAAGAUAAAAUCCGAACAAUUUCAUAAAAUAUUAUUAAUAAAUUUGAUUGGAGCAACAUUCGGUAGAAGCCAGGAUAAUCAGUACGUUUUAUAAGAUCAAUCCAAGAUCUCCUCAAAACAUGCAAGGAUCAUAGUUGUAAAUGAUAGGUUUCAUUUAUAGGAUUUAGGAUCUAAGAGAGGGACUUUUGUGAAUGCCAAUAAAAUGAGAAUAAAGAAGGCUAUGGUAUUUUAUAUUGGAGACAAACAAGCUUUUCAAAUUUUGGAAGUGAAUGAAAAAGAGGGGACCAUAGUGCUUGCAUUUGAUAAGGAAUUAAUUGACACAAAAUAAAUUAAUCUUAAAAUUGGUGAAACUUGGUGUAUAGGUAGAGAUUUGAAGAGAACUAACUACUAAUUCAUAGGAUACCCUAUUCAUCAAUCCUUAUCUUAAAUUCAUUGCAUAAUUUCUUAUGUUUAAAAGGAUGGGGUGGCUAAAUUCAUUAUAGAUGAUUAAAAUUCAAAAAAUGGAACUUGGCUAAGAUUGAGCGACAAGAAACUAUUAAGUGAACCCUAGUUACUAUUGAGGAAUAGUAAAUUUAACUUGGCUUUUGAGAUAUAAUAUGAAGUGAUUGAUGAAAAUAAAGCAUCUGGAUAUAAAAAGAUGGGCAUGAUGACCUCGAAAACAGUAUAUUAGUUAACAUCAAUACUGGUGAGAAUAGUUAACCAACAUCUUGUAUUAAAGCGAAGAAAAAUGAGAAAAAGUAAGCAUGCCAUUGUCACAUCUUUUGAUAGUCACAGUUUCUUAAAUCUGAUUUAAUUGAUAUUAACUUCAAGUACUGAAUUAUUGAUAUUUUAACAUUCUCUUUAAAAUAAAAAUAUCCUUGAAAUUUGCUAAAAACCUACAGGAUUCACUUAUAGCAAUUGCCAUCAUUAUUAAUCACUAAAUCUGUAUUAAAAUAUGGGUUAUCUGCAAUAUAUUAGAUUUGUAGUUGAGAAUUUCUAUUUUUAAAACAACUAUUUUAGGACAUUUUAAAGAAUCUAAACUAAGUUAGGGGACUAGAUGAAUUAAACAUUUAUUCUAAGAAAUUGGAAUAUACACUUAUAAUGGAUCUCUCAAUAAUUAAUAUAUCUACAUAUAUAUAUAUUACUCUCUACUAUUAAUUGA
Messenger RNA from Paramecium tetraurelia, 3273 nucleotides. RefSeq lists its product as uncharacterized. The record is from RefSeq and is a predicted model, not a curated record. Gene Ontology annotation, molecular function: mRNA binding; protein binding. The transcript has 5 exons. Lineage: Eukaryota; Ciliophora; Oligohymenophorea; Peniculida; Parameciidae.